Ilex paraguariensis (yerba mate) is the source of this 818-nucleotide messenger RNA. The record is from the annotation of a GenBank genome assembly. NCBI's taxonomy places the organism in Eukaryota, Viridiplantae, Streptophyta, Magnoliopsida, Aquifoliales, Aquifoliaceae.
AAAUGUCUGUGCCGGACAUUUUGCUGGUUGAGUUGGAAUUGCUUUAAGCAAUGACAAUGAGCACACCUCGCCGUUUAAGUCUUCAAGACUAAUUCGGUCAUAGGAGAAAACCAAAGAUUUACAACGAGUGGCAAUUCCGUCACAGUAAAUUAACGGACGCUUCUGUUUGAACUCCGACGAAUCUGCUCGUCGACGGGGCCAGACUCCGACGGCAGAGAGAGACAGAUCAAGUGAGCUCACGAGACAUGGCCACUACUGCUGAUAAAGACGGCAACGAUGAUCGUGUCGCUCGAAUUUCAUCUGCCAUUCGAGUCAUCCAAGACUUCCCUAAACCCGUGAUUAUGUUUCAGGAUAUAACGACGUUGCUUCUUGAUCCCAAGGCUUUCAAGGACACCAUUGAAUUGUUUGUUGAGAGGUAUAAAGACAGAGAUAUCAAUGUUGUUGCAGGUAUUGAAGCAAGAGGUUUCAUAUUUGGCCCUCCCAUUGCAUUGGCUAUCGGGGCAAAAUUUGUCCCCAUGAGAAAACCCAAGAAGUUGCCUGGCAAGGUAAUUACCCAAGAGUAUUCUUUGGAGUAUGGAACAGACAAAAUGGAGAUGCAUGUAGGAGCUGUACAAGAAGGAGAACGUGCACUUGUAGUGGAUGAUCUCAUCGCAACUGGAGGGACCUUGUGUGCUGCUAUUAGGCUACUUGAGCGGGUGGGGGUGCAUGUGGUUGAGUGUGCUUGUGUUAUUGAACUGCCAGAACUGAAGGGUCGGGACCAGUUAGGAGACAAGCCGUUUUUUGUUCUUGUAUCCUGUUGGCUCGGAUUGGUUGAUUGA